Indicator indicator is the source of this 6171-nucleotide messenger RNA. RefSeq names its product coiled-coil domain containing 88C (gene CCDC88C). The record is from RefSeq and is a predicted model, not a curated record. Gene Ontology annotation, cellular component: centrosome; cytoplasm. NCBI's taxonomy places the organism in Eukaryota, Metazoa, Chordata, Aves, Piciformes, Indicatoridae. Gene Ontology annotation, molecular function: microtubule binding; dynein light intermediate chain binding. The transcript has 31 exons. Gene Ontology annotation, biological process: cytoskeleton-dependent intracellular transport; cytoplasmic microtubule organization. Bases 1 to 6171 code for a protein of 2056 amino acids.
AUGGACGUGACCGUCUCCGAGCUCCUGGAGCAAUUCCUGCAGAGCCCCUUGGUGACCUGGGUGAAAACGUUUGGGGCCCUGGAGAGCGGAGACGAGGACAACCUCGGCGUCUACAUGGACCUGGUGGACGGCGUCGUCCUCAACAAAAUCAUGCUGCAGAUAGAUCCUCGACCAACCAACCAACGUGUCAACAAGCAUAUAAAUAAUGACACCUAUCUUCGGGUUCAAAACCUGACCAUCUUAGUCAGAAAUAUUAAGACUUACUAUCAGGAGGUCCUCCAGCAGCUGAUUGUAAUGAAUUUACCAAAUGUUUUAAUGAUUGGCAAAGAUCCUCUUUCCGGUAAAAGUAUGGAUGAAAUUAAGAAGCUGCUUUUGUUGGUUCUGGGAUGUGCUGUGCAGUGUGAAAGAAAACAAGAGUUUAUUGAAAGAAUAAAACAACUGGAUAUUGAAACCCAAGCUGCGAUUGUGUCACACAUUCAGGAGGUGACUCAGAACCAGGAGAACGUCUUCGACUUGCAGUGGCUGGAGCUGCCAGAUACAGCCCCAGAAGCACUGGAGUCUCUCUCCAGGAAUAUGUUUUUCCACCUCAAGAGGCUCAUUGAUGAGAGAGAUGAAUGCACAGAAGUCAUAGUAGAUCUUACUCAAGAGAGAGAUUAUUUGCAGUCUCAGCAACCACCAAGUCCUUUGAAAGCACCAAGUCCAGAUUCUUCACCAAACCCAGCCAAUCCAGUUUCUAAUGAGGACAAACAGCACCUUGCAGUUGAGCUGGCAGACACAAAAGCUAAACUGAGAAGAGUCCGGCAGGAGCUGGAAGAAAAGUCUGAGCAGCUUGUAGAUUCUAAACAUGAAGUUGAGCAGCUCACCCUAGAGCUGCAAAAAAUAAAACAAGAGAAUAUCCACCUGACCUCAGAUGCUCGCUCUGCCCGAGCAUACCGAGAUGAGCUUGACUCUCUGAGAGAGAGGGCAAAUCGUGUGGAAAGACUUGAGAUGGAGCUUGUUCGGUGCAAAGAGAAACUUCAUGAUGUGGAUUUUUACAGAGCUCGCAUGGAGGAGUUAAGAGAAGACAACAUCGUAUUAAUUGAAACAAAGGCCAUGUUGGAAGAACAGCUAACGAUGGCAAGAGCUCGUGGUGAUAAACUGCAUGAAUUGGAGAAGGAGAAUUUGCAGCUGAAAUCCAAACUUCAUGACGUAGAGCUGGACCGGGACACAGACAAGAAGAGAAUUGAAGAGCUGCUGGAGGAGAACAUGGUCUUGGAGAUUGCACAGAAACAGAGCAUGAAUGAAUCUGUACACCUAGGCUGGGAACUAGAACAACUGUCUAAAAGCACAGAUCUUGCAGACACCAGAAAGUCCUUUGUGUUUGAAUUGAAUGAAUGUGCUUCCAGUCGCAUACUGAAGCUAGAGAAGGAUAAUCAGAGCUUGCAGAACACAAUCCAAGAGCUGAGAGAUGCCUCCUUGACCUCCAGAGAGAGCAGCCUGAAGUUUGUGGAACUGGAAAAGGAAAAUCAGCAGCUUAGCAAAAAGAUUGAGAAGUUGCAAAAUCAAAUUGAAAAAGAGAAGCAAAGUAAUCAAGAUCUUGAGACCUUGAGUGAGGAGCUGAUAAAGGAUAAAGAACAGUUGCAAGUUGCCAUGGAGACGCUAAAAGCUGACAAAGACAGACAGAUAAAGGACCUCAAACAAGAAAAUGAUCACCUUAAUCAAGUGGUCAUAUCCCUGAGACAACGAUCUCAAGUGAGCAGUGAGGCAAGAGUAAAAGACACUGAAAAAGAGAACAAGAUGCUUCAUGAAACAGUUACAGAAACUAGUAGCAAACUGAGCAAGCUGGAAUUUGAGAAGAAACAAUUGCAAAAGGAUUUUGACCAGGUUAAAGAAAAAGUGGAAAGAGUGGAAGAAAUGGAAAAAGAACUCCAUCGACUGGAAAGGGAGAAUGAGCAGCUCACCAAGAAGGCAGCAGCAAUGAAAAUAGUGACAGAAAAAGUUGAGGUUCUUGAGCAGGAGAAUGGGGAUCUGGAAGUGGAAAACAGGAAGCUAAGAAAAUCCCUGGACACAUUGCAGAAUGUUUCUAUCCGGCUUGGGGACCUGGAAAGGGACAACAAGCAAUUGGAUGAAGAAAAUCUGGAGCUUAGGAGAGUAGUGGAGACCAUGAGAUUUACCAGCACAAAAAUGGCACAAAUAGAAGCAGAAAAUAAAGAUUUGGAGAGGGAGAAAGAGGACUUAAGAAAGAAUGUGGAAACGUUAAAAGCAAUGAGCAAGAAAUCAGAGAGGCUGGAACUAAGCUAUCAGACUGUCAGCUCUGAAAACCAGAGACUUCAGCAAAUUGUGGACAGCAGUGGCAAAAAGAUCCAGGAGUUAGAAAAAGAAUUACAGGGAAUGGAGAGUGAAAAUCAGGUCCUCCAGAGAAAUCUUGAGGAGCUAAAGAUUUCUGCCAAACGAUUAGAGAGGUUAGAAAAGGAGAACAAAGCCCUAGAACAAGAAAUGUCUCAGCUUGAGAAAGACAAAAAAAUGCUAGAGAAAGAGACGAAACGGCUUUGGCAGCAAGUGGAGCUGAAAGAUGCUAUUUUGGAUGAUAGUACAGUAAAGCUGGCAGUUGCUGAGAAAGAAAACAAGACACUAGAAAAGGAAAUUGCUCGAUUCAGAGAUUCAUGUAAUAAGCUGAAAGAAUUUGAAAAGGACAAUAAAGAUCUCAUGAAGCAAGUUAAAAUUGAUAAAAGAACACUAGCUACAUUGAGAGAGGAUUUGGUCCUGGAAAAACUGAAGAGUCAACAGUUGUCUAGUGAGAUGGACAAAUUGAACCAGGAACUGGAGAAGAUAGGAUUGAACAAAGAACUGCUGCUACAGGGUGACAAUGGCAAUGAUGACACAAAAUACAAGAUUCUGGAGAGUAAAACUGAAUCAGCACUGAAAACAACACUAGCUGUGAAAGAGGAGAAGAUUGCAAUGCUGGAAGCUCAGGUGAAAGACUCCCUGAAUUUGAACCAGCAGUUACAGAAUGAUCUAACAAUGAUAAAGAAGGACUUUGAUGCACUCAAGCAGACUCAACAAGAUGAGCAGUAUGCUCAGAAGUCAGUGGGAUGUUCUGCAGAAAAACACAUUCCCAACCACCAAAUGAAUGAGAAAUCAGAAACAGGGCAUCGAGAGGCUACCAUGGAGCUGUUGAAACUGAAAGACAGGGCAAUUGAAUUGGAAAGGAAUAAUGCAGCCCUGAAUACUGAGAAGCAGCUGCUUAAAGAACAGCUGAAGCAUUUGGAAACACAGAAUGUCACCUUCAGUAAUCAGAUCCUGACACUACAGAAGCAAAAUGUCUUUCUUCAGGAGCACAACACUGCCCUGCAGACGCAGACAGCCAAACUCCAGGUAGAAAAUUCAACUCUCAGCUCCCAGAGUGCUUCACUGAUGGCCCAGAAUACUUUGCUCCAAAAUCAGCAGACAGCCAAGGAGAAUGAGAAUGAAAAUCUACUGAAACAGAAGGAGGAACUGAAAGCUGAUUAUGAAUCAUUGCUUCAGGACCAUGAGCACCUUGUUUCACUGCAUGAACGACAGUCUGCAGAAUACGAAAUGCUAAUAAACCAGCACAGCUGCCUGAAAACAUUACACAAAAACCUGGAUCUGGAGCACAAAGGUCUGGGUGAGAGAUACAACAGUUUAAUGAAAUACAAGUCAGAGCUGGAAGAGUUGGAAAAAGUUUUAAAAACUGAGAGAGAGGUUCUGCAACAAGAGAGGAGAUCAAAUGCAAUAACCACUGGGGAAAAUCAGAAGCUGAGGGAGGAACUGGACAGGGUGAAUUUUUUGCACAACCAACUUAAGGCAGAGUAUGAAGGCUUGCAUUCACACACUAAAGAGCUGAAAACUUCCUUGAACAAUUCUCAGCUGGAGUUGAAUCGUUGGCAGGCUCGUUACGAUGAGCUGAAAGAACAGCAUCAGUCCAUGGAUAUCUCUCUGACCAAGCUAGAUAACCACUGUGAGCUGCUGUCCCGACUAAAGGGGAAUCUGGAAGAAGAAAACCGUCAUCUCCUAAGUCAGAUUCAGAUGCUGAGCCAGCAGAAUCAGAUGUUGCUGGAACGGAACAUGGAGAACAAGGAGCAAUAUCAUGAAGAACAAAAGCAGUACAUUGAUAAAUUGAAUGCCUUAAGGCGACACAACGAGAGGCUUAAAGAGAAGAUAAUGGAUCAGUACAAGUUUUAUGAUCCUACCCCAAAAAAGAAAAACCACUGGAUUGGAGCCAGAGCUUUAGUCAAACUAAUCAAGCCAAAGAAGGAGACUACAAGGGAGCGGUUGAAACCAGCAGGAGAAAGCCCCCCAUUGCAUUCUGAAUCCGCAGAGACAGUAAACUCUCCAUCUGCCUCUCAGAAACUGAAACAUCAAGAGACUCAGGAUAGUAACUCUCAAGGGUCUAACUCUAUGGAGGAGAGAGAGAACCCUGGGGGCUCUUCAAACAAAGCGCUAACGGACCUAAAGCAGAAGAGGAAUUCCCAUCACGGAGGCAGCAAUGAUAAUGCUGAAGUCUCAGCAGACUCUGCGACGAAACACUGUGCGGAACUGGGUCCCAGAACUUACUCAACCUCAGCUAUUCAUCUGCACACUUCCACGCCCAUCUCCAGGCUCCAGAGCAGACCAAAAGGUUAUAAUUCAGAAGAUAAUCUGUGUGAACAGUCCCCUGAGGUAGAGUUUGCAAACACCAGACAGCCCGUGUCCAGGCCAAACAGUUUGGAGAGCAGUAGAAAUGCUUCCAGCAGUAGUUCACCUCUCAAUUUGAAAGGUUCCUUAGAUCAUAUCCAUGGUAGAACUGAGAGUCUCAGCAGUGAAGAUAUGAUGCCAAGCAGAGAGGCACCAGCCUUGCUCCGAGACACCUAUCCUUUUCACUCCACUUCUGUCUUAAGCCCUAGCAGUAGGCAUGAGUCAUCCUCCCACAGGAAUGGUUUGGUCUCUUAUGAUACACCUCAGAAAAGUGUUUCAUCCCAGUCUUACACAGACAGACAACGGUCUGCUUCACCUGGUAGUGAGAUAGUAACUUUGCAACAGUUCUUGGAAGAGAGCAACAGGCUGUCCCCACCAGAUGAACCUUUGCAGUCACUCAUAUUCGUCCUCAGUCAUUCAUGUCCUGACAACAUGAGGCACAGGACAGGCAGGAGAAACAGGAGAUCUGCUUCAGUCUAUAUCUCCAGGGACACCUCCAGUAACAGAGAUGACUUGCUCAGCGAUUACUUUAGGAAAGUAAAUGAGCCUUCAGCUACCAGGAACCUGCUGGUUCAGCCACCCAGAAAGGAGGCUGCUAAGAUGCCCACAAAUAUUGUUGCUCCAACUGUUAAGAUGACUGUCACCAACGAGGAAGGAAGAAUGGCUAAGCCUGGAAAUUACAUGAAGCCAAACCUCAGACAAGUUGAACCUGAGCCUCUGGCAAACUCACAAGGGUCCCUUAAGCUUCCUCACACACCACAGCACCAGCCUGCCGGUGGGAUGCGACAGGUGGCGCAGCCUCAGCAGCCUGGAACCACGAGCAAGAGGAGCACAUCACUGAGCAGGGCAUUUAGCUUGGCUUCUGCAGAUCUCCUUAGAGCCACUGGUCCAGAGUCGUGCAGGCAGGAGAGCCCCCAGAAGCCAGCAGCAGACCUGUGUGGAAGCAAGGAUGCUGUCAGUCAGACCUCUAGGGCUUCUGUGCCAGUAAGCUCACAGACAAGAGAGAGGCCGCAGUCUGCGAAGGUGGCAGGUUCCUUCCAAGGUAUUGAUGCCCGUUGCCGGCAGCUUGACGCGAGGCGCCUUUCUCUGGCCCCACCAAAGGACGAGAGGCCACUCUCCUUCCAUCAGUUCUCUGUCUCACCCACUGCAUCUACCAGCAAUCUGAAUGUGCAGCAACAGGAGCAUCUGAGCCCUGGGCAACAUUACUCACCUGUGUCACAUGCUCACUCUAAAGUCAAACCCAAACCAGCCCCUCAUACUGGAGAGGUGGCCACAGUGGCCCCUGUCAGAGCUGUGUCCAGCACCACUGAGGGAAAUACUUCUCUGGGGCAAGGCCCUGGUGAUGCUCUACUUACCAAGUGCCAGGGUAAGCUGCCAGAAGGCAGUGCUGGGGCUAUAGAGGACCCCAUGAGAGGAAGCAGCUCCAGCAGCACUCCUGGGUCUUCAGACCCUCAGGGGGAUCAGCAGACAGUUUGGUAUGAAUAUGGCUGUGUGUAA